Mizuhopecten yessoensis (Yesso scallop) is the source of this 4403-nucleotide messenger RNA. Its product is annotated as calpain-7-like. The transcript is spliced from 20 exons. Gene Ontology annotation, biological process: proteolysis. The record is from RefSeq and is a predicted model, not a curated record. Lineage: Eukaryota; Metazoa; Mollusca; Bivalvia; Pectinida; Pectinidae. Gene Ontology annotation, molecular function: calcium-dependent cysteine-type endopeptidase activity. The coding region runs from base 280 to 2814 and encodes 844 amino acids.
ACUUCCGGUAACGUCUAAACUGACAUCAAAUUGUCAACAAUAAUCAUUCCUUUGCUAUUUGUUGUUAUUGAUUUUACUUCCUGGACUGAAAAUUGUUAUGAGUUAAAGCAAGAUCUUUCAGAACUGUAUAAGAAGAAAACUGGAGUCUACUGAAGUAAUCAACUGUCCUGAGUUUGAGCGUCAUCACCUACUGUAACAUUGAAUUAUCAGAAUGGAAACUGUUGAUGGCUUGUCCUGAGGCGGUAUGUAACAGCCCUGUUUUGUCAGACUUACAACACGAUGGAUCCCUCGUAUAGCCCCAGUGAUCUGGGUGCAGACCCUCUCAUCCUCGAGAAUGAUGGCAAACAGUUUGCAUAUCAGGCAGUAGAGAAUGACAAGGCCGGAAGAUAUGACACCGCUAUGUUUUACUAUAAUGAAGCUGCUCAGGCCCUUCUGUCGGCAGCUCUAGCCGGUUCCACCAUGACAGGCAUCAUCACGCGUGCCAAUGAAUACAUUCUCCGUGCAGAGGAACUAAGAUCAAAUCUCCAAGCAGCACCAGCAAAUCAGGGACAAAAAUCUCAGGAAAAGAUGGAUUUGGAAAGAGCAACAUUUCUUCUACACCAAGCCUUUGAUGAGGACGAGGCGGGGAACGAGACAGAUGCCCGUGAGCUAUAUACAGAAUCCUGCGACCUGUUCCUUAACAUUAGAAAGGCAGCUAUGGACAGGAAGGACAAGAUACUGACAGAUAAGGUCACAGUCAUGGCAACAAAGGCACUGGAAAGAGCUGAAGAACUGAAGAAAAGGGAAGAGGGUCCUGUAAAGAGCCCAAAUACAGCAAAAUCACCCCAGAAUGAGGGGAAACCUAUGCCUCCAUUAGGAUAUGGGGCGUUUCUUGAUGACGAGGAUGAGAAAGGUGCACCACAACCUAUUCGUCAGAAUGUGAGGCCACAGGGUCAACCCUCUACUGGACUGGUCAAUGUGGGACCCUCAGGUUAUACAAAAGAGGAGAUAGCCACCAUCAGGAAAACAUCCUUCAUCAACAGUCGGGAAUAUGUGCCUUUUAUGAGUGUAGACAUGAAGGAAAAGUUUGCCUACCCUAUGCCUUUUGAAGAUAGACACGGAAAACUAAGUCUCUCUCCGAAACAGAAGAAGAAUUUAUCAGGUUGGGUACGACCAGAAGAUUUCCAGGAUGACCCGAAACUGAUUCUAGCUAUUUCUAGUUUUAGCAUCAAACAAACUGUCGUGUCCGAUUGCAGUUUUGUAGCUUCCUUGGCCAUCAGUGCACAGUAUGAACGUCGUUUUAAGAAGAAGCUGAUCACAAGCAUCAUCUACCCACAGAACAGGCAGGGACAACCUGUGUAUAACCCAUGUGGCAAGUACAUGAUCAAACUCCACAUUAACGGAGUCCAGAGGAAGGUUGUGAUCGAUGACUUCUUGCCGAUGGGACGGGAUGGCCAGCUGCUAUGUUCCUUCUCCAAUAAUAAAAACGAACUGUGGGUGUCACUGCUUGAGAAGGCUUACAUGAAAGUGAUGGGAGGGUAUGACUUCCCUGGCUCUAAUUCAAGUAUAGACCUACACGCUUUAACUGGUUGGAUCCCUGAGAGGGUAGCCUUGCGCAAAAAGUCCAAGGACUUUGAUGCUGACAGAGAAUUCCGACGGAUAUUAGAUCGUUUCCACAAAGGCCACUGUCUCAUCACCAUAGCAACAGGAGAACUUUCGGAGGACGCAGCAGACCGAGCCGGACUUGUACCAACUCAUGCCUACGCAAUGCUGGACAUAAGAGAAGAAAUGGGGAAGAGAUUGUUCAUGUUGAAGAACCCCUGGAGCCACCUGAGGUGGAAAGGCAAAUAUGCCGAGACAGAUAUGGCAAAUUGGACACCUCAGUUACAAAAACUCCUCAACUAUGACCCAAAGAGUGCUCAGACCUAUGACAAUGGUGUUUUCUGGAUAGACUAUGAUUCCCUCCUCCAUUUUUUUGAUGUUAUAUACCUCAACUGGAGUCCAGAACUCUUCAAAUAUACACACUGUGUUCACUCGACUUGGACAGCUAAGGAGGGACCAAAGAAAGACUCUUAUAACAUCAGUGACAACCCACAGUACAGACUGGACGUCAAGACAGCACAUCCAGCAGCCAUCUGGAUAUUGCUGACAAGGCAUAUCACAGACAAGGAUGAUUUUGCAGACAAUAAAGAGUUCAUCACUUUACUGGUGUACAAGACUGGCGGUAAAAAGGUCUUCUAUCCAUAUUCACCACCUCCGUAUAAGGAUGGAGUGAGGAUCAACACACCACACUACCUGUGUAAGAUGGUGGAGGAGAAAGGCAGUACCAGUUAUACCCUGGUAGUGUCACAGUACGAGAAAAACAACACCAUCCACUACUCAUUGCGUGCCUAUUCUUCCUGUGAGUUCACCAUGACGAAGAUACUGGACCCCUACCAAAAACAGUUUGACAAAAGGAUAAAUGGCCAGUGGAAGGGCAGAUCUGCUGGAGGCUGCAGUAACUAUACUGAUACUCAUAACCUCAACCCUAUACACCAAGUACAGUUGGACAACAGCACGACAGACAACUACCUCAUGAUUGAACUCCUGGGGCCAAAGCAGUACAGUGUUGGAUUUGAGGUGCGAGCAGUCAGUGAGAAUGUUCCCGGAGCUCCAGGGACAUUCACCAAGACAACGUCUGGAGAUUUCCGUCCUGGCUACUGUGUACUACAGUUAGAGAAAAUAUCAGGGGGCGUUUACAACAUAAUGCCAUGUACCUUUCUGCCCAAUCAGGACGGGCCGUUCUUCCUCGAUAUCAGUAGUGCUAAACACUUCACUGUGGCUCAGAUACAGUGAUCAAUGGCAUGGUUUUCAUAUUUAUUGAGGAAUUUGCUCACGUCUUAAGUGCUAGACUUUGAUCAAGUGACCACUGGUUAAGUGUGUACAAAUGUAGAUGAUAUUUGUCCAUGACUAUAAUGUUAUCAAAGCACUAAAAAAUAACCUUGUUCAAGCACAGUGACCAAUGGUCAAGUUUUUUAUCGUGAAUGACACAUUGACAAACAUCUAUAAAGUGCUAGGACUUAACAUUUGAUUACUGUCUGGCACAGUGAUCAAUGCCUAGGAUUUCAUCUAAGUCAAGAUUUUCACUAUCAUCAAAAGUGCUCAGCACUUUCCUGUCACUGGUGCUAAAUGCAAAGAACUUGGCAAAUGUGUUGGGUAGAAGUUGUAGGGAUUGACUGUUAAAUAUAAACAAUAGUUAACAGUUCUUCAGCUGAGAUACAGUGACUUAUGAAUUAGUUACCUGCAUUGAAAGACAGAAACCUGGGGACAAAAUGAGGCUCCAGAACAAAGACUUGGGAACGCAAUUCUGGUAGAGACAUAAUCUUUCCCAUACCAAGGGGAUGAUGUAGGCUACGGAUGCUCCAAACGACACCAAUCUAGGAUCCCGGAGAUAUCGUUCUGGCAUAAUGUAUGUGGUGGCAUUUCAAUGGUAUCACAUCAGCUAUGAAUAUGAUGUCAUAUUUGAGAAAAGAGGAUCAAAGAAAUUCCAAUGUCAGCCAUGCCGAAUUGCCUUAAUCUGAAAACAUUUUAACAAAUCUCACAAAACAAACUGAAGAUAUAAUCAUCACCUUUUAUCAGAACAUUCCCGAUGUGCUAGAGCGUGAUAACUGAGACAUCUGAUUGUUACAGUGGGUUUUUUUCUUUGGACAGAAAGGGAUUGUUGAAAUGUGAUUUAUGAUCUCAAGCACCAUGGACAUCUCUGUCUUUGCCAGGAGAUUAGAUUAAAGACACAGGAAGCAGUGCCAUUGACUGUCGUUGUUAGUGUAUAAAAAAAUUGUGAACUGUUGUGAUCUCUUUCAGCUGUGAUAUACACCGUAGCUAUUAUUUCCUCUGUUGGACUUCAAUUAUAUACACAGAAGUUUGAUUUAUACCCAACAGAUAAAUUGUUGAUGUAACAUCUCAUAGAUUUUUAGGUAUUGCUAGCCAUUGAAUAGGUUCCCAUAACAAAGACUACAGAAAUUUAUACUUCAAGCGCUAAAUGAGCUAGUUUCUGUUGUUUUAAGUUUCAUUAAAUAAUUUUAAAUAUUGAUGGAAUUUUCAACUAUUUUCCCAAUUCUAUUUGAAAAAUGAAAAUUUUUGGAGGUUUUCUCCUCAAAUUUUGUGAAAAUGAUGCAUUGUUUUGUUAUGUCCGUUUGUUUGCACAGAAUUUCGUCUUCACUCUACCUUCUUAACACUUUCACCACUGAGGACCACAAUGGACUCAUCCAGAUAAAGCAAUGGUAGAGUCUACUAAAGUCACCAAGGGGUGAAAGGGUUAAUGGUAUAACUGUCUGCUAAACAAAAUGACCAGGUAAAAGUAGAAAUUCAUUAAAAAAAUAUUGAGAUAAGUAUUACAUAAUCAAGUGCAUAUUAUAAUUAAAGAUAAUGAAGUUCUAGAGUGCAAA